AGAAUAUUCUCGGCAUGCUCUGUUAAUAAAGCCCUUUAGCCCAUUCCAAAUGGGUACUAUACACACGCAUCAUCAAAUGUACAUAUAACCUGCGUGUCAAGGUUAAGAAGAAGAAGAAGAGUCAACACUAUGGUUUCAUCUGGUGUUGCCCCUUUAAUUUUUCUGCUACUCGUUCUUGGGUGUUCUGCACGACCUCUUUAUCCACUCCCUAGCAGAAGGAAUGAUAAAACUAAACAGCCCCUUCAAACUUUCCGUCCAUAUAAUGUAGCACAUCGUGGUUCUAAUGGGGAAAUUCCUGAAGAAACUGCUGCUGCAUAUAUGAGGGCUAUUGAAGAGGGUACAGACUUCAUAGAAACAGAUAUUCUUGCAUCCAAAGAUGGUGCACUUAUAUGCUUCCAUGAUGUAAUUCUUGAUAAUACGACUGAUAUAGCCGAACACAAAAAGUUUGCAACACGAAAGAGGACGUAUGAUGUACAAGGGGUCAAUAAAACCGGCUAUUUUACUGUUGAUUUUACUCUUGAUGAACUGAAAUCAUUAAGGGUGAAGCAGAGGCAAUGGUUCCGGGACCAACAAUAUAAUGGAAAAUUUUCCAUCAUUACUUUCGAAGAGUUUAUCUCAAUUGCACUGGAUGCACCUAGAGUAGUGGGAAUAUAUCCAGAAAUUAAAAGUCCGGUCCUGAUCAACCAGCAUGUAAAAUGGCCAGGUGGUAAGAAAUUUGAAGACAAAUUUGUUGAGACACUUGUGAAGUAUGGAUACAGAGGUUCCUAUCUGUCAAAGCAAUGGUUAAAACAACCUGCAUUUAUCCAGUCCUUCGCCCCCACAUCACUUAUUUAUAUAUCAAACCAGACCGACUUGCCUAAAAUUUUCUUAAUUGAUGAUGUAGAUGUUCCGUGUCAAGACACUAAUCAGACAUUUGCAGAAAUCACUUCAGAUGGUUACCUUGACUUUAUAAAAGAAUACGUAGUGGGGAUUGGACCUGGGAAGGAUACGCUGGUUUCUGUAUCAAAUAAUUAUCUGCAAACACCUAACGACCUUGUUGCCAGAGCACAUGCUCAUGACUUGCAGGUGCACCCAUACACCUUUCGGAAUGAAAAUCAGUUUUUACAUUAUAACUACAGUCAAGACCCGUAUCUCGAAUAUGAUUACUGGAUAAACGAAGUGGGAGUUGAUGGACUCUUUACCGACUUCACUGGUAGUCUCCACAGAUACCAAGAAUGGACCUCUCCUUCCAUCUCUGAUGAUGAUGCAUCUACCUUAUUGCAUAAGAUUGCAUCAAUGGUCUCAAAGUAUCAUAAGACAUAAGAUAUUCAAUAGACAAUUAUACUCAGUUUCUAGCGCAACCACAAACUAUGCGCAUUCAUUUAUCUUUUUUGGUAAUUAUUAAAAGCUACUCUUUCUUAUUUAA
Molecule: messenger RNA, 1405 nt
Organism: Daucus carota subsp. sativus
Lineage: Eukaryota; Viridiplantae; Streptophyta; Magnoliopsida; Apiales; Apiaceae
Product: glycerophosphodiester phosphodiesterase GDPD6
Exons: 7
Coding region: 130-1302 (390 amino acids)
Biological process (GO): lipid metabolic process
Cellular component (GO): vacuole
Molecular function (GO): glycerophosphodiester phosphodiesterase activity
Source: RefSeq, a predicted model, not a curated record